GGAAAGUUUGCAGACAGAAGAAAUUGGAAAAAGUCCACGUUUGCAUCUACGAAGCAAAAUCCGAUGGAAGCUCUCACCCGAAGCCCUCCCUCCUCAAUUCAGAUGACGACUUCAUUUUUUUUCUGUCGACAGAAAUAAGUCUUCAUUGCAAAUAGUUUUGCAUUGCUAUUCUUUUGUUCUGAAAAGGAUAAACCGCUACCUCCGCCACCAUGAGCAAGACAAYCAGGUCUCAGAUGACGCCAUCGUCGCCAUCACCGUUUCGAUUUUUUUUUAACACCGUUGUUCUAGGUUUGCUACUCGUAGUAACUUCGUCGUCGACUCUGGGAGCAUCCGCCGCCUGCGUCGAUGAGUUUGAGCCGUGCUCUACAGACAGAGAUUGCUGUGGGCGGCACAAUCAGGGAUAUUUGGGGGUGAAAUGCGUAGAGGGACAUGCGAACCAGACCGACCACGGACUCACGUGCAAGUCCAAACGAUCUUGGGCACUAGAUCAGAUGUCCUACGACAAURAWUACGAUCUUCACUCCGUAGCCUUCUUCCUUGAAUUUUACUUCUUUUCCASACCGGAUAUCAAGAAAAAAUACUCUGGUGAUAGAGAAUGGGAGGAGAUUGUWGAUCGUCAKUAUUUCUUUGAUAUGGCCGGUAACCACACAAAUAAAUUUGCCAAAUUGAUCACUACCCUCGAAAAAGAAUACAACAUCAAGGAUUUAACGGAGGUGCCUAAGUUGAUUCGAGACUUUAUAAGCUGGCGGGAUGGCGUGAAUAUUAAGGCACUAUUCGAAGGGAARUACGACGGUCACGAGCGUAUUAUAAUGAAUUAUGACAAAAAAGGUGGCCAUUACGACGAUGGCGAGGACSACGASGUGGAAAAGAGAUUCGAAAGUCAGGUCGACCAAGAAAUGAGUGMUAYAGCUGAAGGUGACGGCUACAAUGACAACGAAGAGAACGAACUUUGAGGUCCGAGWUUUACAGAAAUCAAAACCAAACUCGACA
This is a messenger RNA of Pseudo-nitzschia multistriata, 990 nucleotides long. The record is from the annotation of a GenBank genome assembly. NCBI's taxonomy places the organism in Eukaryota, Bacillariophyta, Bacillariophyceae, Bacillariales, Bacillariaceae.